ACUGCCGUUCGGUAUACACAUUCUUUUAACUUUUACCCUAGACCACAAUACACACGAGGAUACACACCAUAACAUGUGGGCGCGUUACCAUAAUCGAUAAUAAUGAUUAUACGAGGAAGGCGAGGAAUGGCUCAUCGUGAUUUCUGCUGGUCAACAAAUUAUGCAGUCUUCUUGUGUGGAACAUAGGGAGAGGCGUUCUCCAGAGGGAUGCAGCCACAUUGUAGAAGGUUCUGGGCCCGACACCCCUCAUUCCUGACCCCCCGGGCCAUCGCUCUGUGGGUGGUGCUGGGCGCGGGGCUGCUCUACUAUUCCUUAACAUCCCUGUAUGAUUUCCUGUACCCUACACGGAAUCGGUCCAUGGUGCUGGUGGUGGCGUACAUGCGCAGUGGCUCCAGUUUAGUGGGGGACAUUCUGCAACAUCAUCAGUCUAGUUUCUACGUGUUCGAGCCCCUCCGGUCAGCUACGGAACUCGCCUACAGCAACCAGUCCAUAACAUUCUAUAACAGUUCCGUCAGAAAAUAUACGUCACCGGAAGAGAUAACUCAACUCCACGCUGAGCUGCUCUAUAAUUGGUUUACGUGCAACUUCUCCGACCUUGACCUUGGUUCUCUGACGUCAGACUACCUCAGAUUUUACAGCGCAUCGACACUUCCAUAUCAUAAUUGUCUGCGGCGGUACGGAGGUGACGUCAGUUCCGUGAAGUAUUGCCUUGGUUACAUACAAUCCUACUGUGAUCACAAGGAACUUAGAACUAUAAAAACGAUCCGUCUCAACUUGAAGACAGUUGACAUUCUCCUUAAGUGGUUACCAAGGUUACGAGUGAUUCAUCUUAUAAGGGAUCCACGUGCAAUAAUUCAUUCGAGAGUCCGCGUUAAACUUUUGACAUGGGAAAAGAUUCAACAAGAAGCCAUCGACCUUUGUGCCAAAAUAUCCACAGAUAUUCCAUUGUCCAUGGAAUUAAAACAAAAAUAUCCAGAAAGGUUUAAGAUACUUUUGUAUGAGAAUCUGGCAGAACGUCCAGAGGAGGUGUCACACAGGAUGUAUACCUUUGCGGGUAUAGAGAUUAAGGCUUACGUUGUAGGGUAUGUACGGUACCUGACUUUAUACGGACGGGGCGUAGACUGUUUCUGGUGUACACAGAGGGGUAACUCCAAACGGACAUCCUUACUAUGGCGGAUAUACACAUUGUACGCACAUGUCCGGGCUAUUGAUGAAGUCUGUGGUAGGGUAUAUCACAUGACUGGGUAUCAACCAAUCACUAACGAAACCACGCAGCUUCGAAACCUAUCGCACCCGCUAAGGAAAACUGUCAGAUUCACGGGUGACUCACUUUAACUGUAUUUAUUAAAGUUAAUUGUUAUUUUGGUGAGUUUAUUAUCGUUAGUUGAAAACUUUAUAUAACUCAUUAUUUCUUACACUCAGCAGUGUGACUCUCGGAACACCCGGAAGUGACAAAAUCAAAAACCAUCAUGUGUGGUAAUUUGUUGUAACAAAUUAAUGAAUUAUUUUGUUCAUCAUUUAAAAAAUAAAUGUUAAGAUAUCUUAUUUGGUA
Pecten maximus is the source of this 1552-nucleotide messenger RNA. Its product is annotated as carbohydrate sulfotransferase 5-like. The record is from RefSeq and is a predicted model, not a curated record. Gene Ontology annotation, molecular function: N-acetylglucosamine 6-O-sulfotransferase activity. Gene Ontology annotation, biological process: N-acetylglucosamine metabolic process; sulfur compound metabolic process. NCBI's taxonomy places the organism in Eukaryota, Metazoa, Mollusca, Bivalvia, Pectinida, Pectinidae. The transcript has 3 exons. The coding region runs from base 208 to 1335 and encodes 375 amino acids.